CAAUAGGCUAUCGCCUACGAAAAAUGAAAAAAUCAAAAAAAAUGAAAAAACUGUGAUUCUCAAAUUUGAUUACUAGUCAUCCGAAGAGAAAUAUAUUGUCCCUCACUAAUUGAGACAGGCAUCUGCAACUGAGAUAUUAUCCUGGUUUUCUAGGUGUUUUCUUUUUCCCUUUUAUGCAUGGAAUGAAAUCUACACUCAAAAAAGGAAACUAAACUUGAAUAAUACAAUUAUUUUUAAUCCCAUGAUUUUCUUAAAAAACUAAAAGAAAAGGAGAAAUGGAGAUCACCAACAGCUUCCGAAGAACUUCUUCGGCAUGGAGGAGCAGUCGGCUGGAGAUGUUUUCUCAGUCGUCGCGAGACGAAGACGACGAAGAAGCUCUGAAAUGGGCAGCGCUGGAGAAACUCCCGACGUUCGACCGUUUGAGGAAAGGAAUCUUGGUGGGAUCGCAGGGCGCAUCCAACGAGGUCGACGUAGCUGACAUCGGCUUCCAGGAGAGGGCGAAGCUCAUCGACAGGCUUGUUAAAGUUGUGGAGGAAGACAAUGAGAAGUUCUUGAUGAAGUUCAAGAACAGAGUAGACAGAGUGGGGAUUGAUCUGCCAACAAUUGAAGUUAGAUUCGAGAAUAUUAAGAUAGAAGCAGAAGCUUAUGUCGGCAGCAGAGCUCUGCCUACUUUCCUCAACUUCUUCAUCAAUAUUGGAGAGGACUUGUUGAACUAUCUUCACAUUCUUCCCAGCAAAAAGAGGUCCUUGACCAUCCUGGACAACAUCAGUGGAGUCUUGAAGCCUAGCCGUAUGACGCUUCUUUUAGGCCCUCCGAGUUCUGGAAAGACGACGCUGUUGUUGGCUUUGGCUGGGAUGCUUGAUCCUUCUUUAAAGUAUUCAGGAAGAGUGACAUAUAAUGGGCAUGGGAUGAAAGAAUUUGUGCCUCAAAGAACUGCAGCAUAUAUAAGUCAGAAUGAUGUCCACAUGGGAGAAAUGACAGUGAGGGAGACAUUAGCAUUCUCUGCAAGAUGUCAAGGAGUAGGAAGCAGUCAUGAAAUGCUGGCGGAAUUGUCAAGAAGAGAGAAGGAGGCCAAUAUUAAGCCUGAUCCGGAUUUGGAUUUUUACAUGAAAGCAGCAGCUACAGAGGGCCAAGAAGCAAGUAUUGUCACAGAUUAUAUUAUUAAGAUAUUGGGAUUAGAUGUUUGUGCUGAUACUCUUGUAGGAGAUGCCAUGAUCAGGGGAAUUUCUGGUGGGCAAAAAAAACGUGUUACAACAGGGGAGAUGCUGGUGGGACCGGCAAAGGCGCUAUUCAUGGACGAGAUAUCGACGGGGUUGGACAGCUCGACGACUUAUCAAGUGGUGAAUUCAAUCAGACAAUCCAUCCAUAUUCUGAAAGGGACAAUCUUGAUGUCACUCCUGCAGCCUGAACCCGAAACCUACGAUCUUUUCGACGACAUCAUUCUCAUAUCCGAAGGUCAUCUUGUCUACCAAGGCCCCCGUCCCCACGUUCUCGAAUUCUUUGAAUCCAUGGGCUUCAAAUGUCCCGACCGCAAAGGAGUCGCCGAUUUCUUGCAAGAAGUGACGUCAAAGAAAGACCAGCAACAGUACUGGGCAGAUAAUGAGAAGCCGUACAGAUACGUCACGGUGAGAGAGUUCGCGGAGGCAUUCAAAUCAUUUCACGUGGGUUUGCAGUUGGCAUCGGAUCUCGCCACCCCUUACGACAAGAGCAAGAGCCACCCAGCAGCGCUCACAACCAAAAACUACGGCGUCAGUAAGAGGGAGCUGCUUAAAGCCUGCGCCUCGCGGGAGACUCUCUUGAUGAAGAGGAACUCUUUUCUCUACAUAUUUAAGCUCCUCCAACUUAGCACAAUGGCUGUGAUCGCGAUGACAUUGUACAUUCGUCCCAGAAUGGACAAAGACAACACAACGGAUGGGAGAAUAUUUGCGGGGUCUUUGUUCUACGCCAUCACCACCGUCACGUUUAACGGAAUGGCUGAGCUCGCCUUGACCAUCCAGAAGCUUCCCGUCUUCUACAAGCAGCGGAAUUUCCACUUCUUUCCAGCGUGGACAUAUUCGCUUCCGUUGUGGCUAGUUAGUGUCCCUGUCAGCGUUUUUGAAGUCCUUGCAUUUACUGUCCUCACUUACUAUGAAAUCGGAUAUGAUCCCAACGUCGGAAGAUUUGUGAAGUAUUAUCUGGUGCUAUUGGCCCAAAUGCAAGCUGCAUCGUCGAUGUUCAAGGUGAUCGGGGCAGUUGGGAGGAACAUGAUCAUCGCCAACACGUUCGGCUUCUUCGUGCUGCUCCUGAUGUUCGCCCUCAGCGGCUUUGUCCUUGCACGGAAGAGUGUGAAGAAGUGGUGGCUGUGGGGAUACUAUUCAUCGCCUAUGAUGUACGGAGACAAUGCGAUCAUUGUGAACGAGUUCAGAGGCCACAGUUGGAAACAUGAUUCUCCUGAGGCGAAUACAACACGUUCUUUGGGAGUCGAGGUUAUAGAGACCAUCGGCUACUUCCCGGGCUCGUACUGGUAUUGGAUUGGAUUAGGUUCAUUGAUAGGGAUGAUACUAUUGUUCAAUGUCUUGUCCACUCUUGCUCUCACCUAUCUCAACGCUUUGGGAAAACAUCAAGCUAUGAUAAGUGAAGAUGAUAAUGAGGCAUCAACUGAGAGAGAGGAUAAUAUAAGGCAGAGAAAUGUGGUUCUUCCCUUCGAACCACACUCCAUAGCAUUUGAUAAUGUCAAGUACUCUGUAGACAUGCCACAGGAAAUGAAGAGGCAAGGGGUAAGUGAGGAUAGACUGGUGCUCCUGCAGGAGGUAAGUGGAGCUUUCAGGCCAGGCGUCCUGACUGCUCUAAUGGGCGUUAGUGGCGCCGGGAAAACUACGCUUAUGGACGUGUUGGCAGGCCGGAAAACAGGUGGCUAUAUUGAGGGAAACAUCACCAUCUCCGGCUAUCCCAAACGGCAAGAGACAUUUGCUCGGAUUUCUGGAUACUGCGAGCAGACAGACAUCCAUUCCCCUUGUGUCACGGUCUACGAGUCCCUGCUAUUCUCGGCUUGGCUGCGUUUGCCCCAAGACGUGGAUACCGUGACAAGAAAGGCUUUUGUGGAGAACGUGAUGGAAUUGGUUGAGCUUACUACUUUGAGGGACGGGCUGGUGGGGUUGCCCGGUGUGAGUGGUCUAUCGACAGAGCAGCGAAAGAGGUUGACCAUAGCCGUGGAGUUGGUGGCGAAUCCUUCAAUCAUAUUCAUGGAUGAGCCCACUUCCGGGUUGGAUGCGAGGGCUGCUCAGAUUGUGAUGAGGACGGUUAGGAACACGGUCGACACGGGCAGGACUGUGGUUUGCACAAUUCAUCAACCCAGCAUUGACAUCUUUGAAGCUUUUGAUGAGUUGUUCUUGAUGAAGAGAGGUGGGCAAGAGAUAUAUGUGGGACCUAUUGGUAGACAAUCCUCCCAGUUGAUCCAGUAUUUUGAGGCAAUUCAAGGAGUGACGAAAAUCAGGGCUGGCUACAAUCCGGCGGCGUGGAUGCUUGAGGUGUCAUCUUCAGCUCAAGAAAUGACGUUGGGCGUCGAUUUCGCUGAGCUUUACAAAAAUUCUGAACUUUAUAGGAGAAACAAAGCUUUGAUAAGUGAGCUGAGCACGCCCCGUCCGGGUACAGACGACCUUCACUUUAUAACGCAGUUUGCUCAGCCAUUCUGGACACAGUGUGUGGCCUGCCUCUGGAAGCAACACUGGUCCUACUGGCGGAACCCUCUCUACUCCGCCGUCAGGAUCAUCUACACCGCCUUCCUCGCCAUCAUCUUCGGAUCCAUGUUCUGGGAUCUUGGCGGAAAAAUGGAUACUACACUGCACAUUUUCAACGCCAUGGGCUCUAUGUAUGCUGCCGUUUUCUUCCUGGGAGUCCAACUAGCGUCGUCCGUGCAACCGGUGGUGGCAGUAGAGCGAACAGUCUUCUAUCGCGAAAGGGCCGCGGGGCUGUACUCCGCUCUCCCCUAUGCAUUCGGACAGGCUGUCAUAGAAAUACCAUACUGUUUCAUCCAGGCGAUUGUGUAUGGAACCAUAGUGUAUGCGAUGAUCGGGUUUGAUUGGACAACUAAGAAGUACUUUUGGUAUAUAUACUUCAUGUUCUUUACGCUCAUCUACUUCACCUACUACGGCAUGAUGGCGGUGGCACUCACGCCUAACGAGAACAUUGCCAACAUCGUCUCUUACUCAUUCUACGCGCUUUGGAACCUCUUCUCUGGGUUCAUCAUCCCAAGACCCAGAACACCAGGGUGGUGGAGAUGGUACCACUGGGCGAACCCUGUGGCUUGGACAUUGUACGGUCUAAUCGUGUCGCAGUAUGGCGAUGAGACAGAUGUGUUGGAGGAUGCAAAUGUAACGGUCCGACGUUUCCUAAGGAGUUACUUUGGGUUCAGACACGAGUUUAUCGGUGCCGUGGCUGCGAUGGUUGCUGGAUUUGGAAUUGUUUUUGGUGUGAUAUUUGCGUUUGCUAUAAAAGCGUUUAAUUUCCAGAAAAGGUAGCUAGUUAAUUUGACUCUUGUAUGCCGUUAAUAUAUACAUACUAUGUGUAUAUCGAACUACAUAUCAUUAGUAUUUUAGUAUACAGAAAAUUCCACAAGGGUUAGAAUUCAAGUUCUAUGUAGAUUAAGGAUUUCAAGAAUUAAAUGUAUCAUCGACUAGUUAAAUCAAAUGAAGAUAUUUUAUGUAGAA
Molecule: messenger RNA, 4685 nt
Organism: Salvia miltiorrhiza (redroot sage)
Lineage: Eukaryota; Viridiplantae; Streptophyta; Magnoliopsida; Lamiales; Lamiaceae
Product: pleiotropic drug resistance protein 1-like
Exons: 24
Coding region: 276-4496 (1406 amino acids)
Cellular component (GO): membrane
Molecular function (GO): ABC-type transporter activity; ATP binding; ATP hydrolysis activity
Source: RefSeq, a predicted model, not a curated record